AUGGACGUCAGCUGGAAUUCAAAGCUGCCGGAGGCCAUAGACGGGUCAUGGAGACGGCCAUUCCGACACAUGACUUUCAACGAGGACUCAACCGUGGAGCUACCGGAACUUCAACAAGUUGUGCGGCUCAUUCAGAACGAUGCAAACCGACUCCGUGCAGAACUUCAAGAGCUGGCUUGCUUUUCGGGCAUCGGCGCGAAGUUUCUGGAGGCACGAAGCAAUGCACUGGUCAGAGUGUCCUUGGCGGGCCAUGGUCUUCAAUACACGGUGGAUGGAAGUUGGCGCCCGCCCUUUCGGCAGCUGGAGUUUCAUGACGACCUGGUCAUGUUCCCGGACAUUGGCCAUUCCGCCCAGCUUCCGAAACCGGCAACAGCCUGCAUCCGGUCCACUCUGCAGGUGCUGGCCGCUGAGAUGGGUUUCGGAGCAUCCUUCGUUGAGGCCAGAGGCAAGGGCUGCGUGCGGAUGACGCUGGCGAGCCAAGGCAAGUUGCAGUACACCGUCGACGGAGCUUGUCGCCCUCCUUUCUCCAAGAUGCAGUUCGAGGACACUUUCGUGCACUUCCCAGAGCUGGGAACGACGGCCAAGCUGCCACAGGCCGAAGCGGCCGAAUUGAGGGCACAGCUUCAAGAUCUGGCGAUGGCGGCAUCUGUGGCCGUGCAGUUCAGAGAUUCGAGGGGUGCCGUGCGGGUGUUCUGUGCAGAUGAUCGACUCUUGCAGUGCUCCUUGGACGGGGAUGUGAUGCCGACUUUUCAGCAGAUGACCUUCAUGCAGGAUGGCUCCGUGGAUUUCCCUGAAAUAGGGCAGUCCUUCCAGCUACCGGAAGGUCUCGAAAGCCCGCUGAGGAGGCAGCUCCAGGAACUCGCUUGCAAGGUCCAUCUCGGAGUCAUGUUCCGCGGUGCCAGAGGUACCCGUGGAUCCGUUUUACGAUUUCAUGUCAGCUCUCGGUGCCUGCAGUACACCGUGGAUGGCUCGUGGCGCGCCCCAAUCCAGCAGAUAUGUUUUUCUGAGGAUGGUAUGGUCUCGUUUCCGGAGUUGCAGAAGACGGUCAGACUGCCAGAGGAAGAUGCAGAAUCCCUCAGGAUCAUGCUGCAAGACCUUGCAAGUCUCGCUGGGCUUGGGACUUGCUUCGUGGAGCCUCAAGGCAGAAGGUCCAUCCGAGUGUCCAUUGCCGGAGACGGCCUCCUGCAGUACUCGGUGAACGGAUCUUGGAGACCCUGCUUCCACGAGCUCCAUGUCCGGGAGGACGGUUGGCUCGAGAUUCCAGAGUUGGGCAAAAGUGCCAAGCUGCCGGACGGCCAAGCGACGGCGAUAGCCCAUCGCCUCCAAGAGCUCCAGCGGGCGUCCCAAAGGAGACCGCAAGGACAGUCGGGGACCGGCCCUGCGCUGUGGCUCGUAGUGGAUGCUGGCUGUGUUCAGCUCACAUCUCAAGAUCGGGACUGA
Molecule: messenger RNA, 1440 nt
Organism: Symbiodinium necroappetens
Lineage: Eukaryota; Dinophyceae; Suessiales; Symbiodiniaceae
Source: the annotation of a GenBank genome assembly